CAAAUGGCGAACUACUAUUCUCGUUCACCCCCACCACUCCAACACCCGGUACCUACUCAUCCAGCCUUCAUCCCAGAACCACCAGCCACGCCCGUUUCCCCACAGGGAUACCAGCGUUACACGUCUUCCCCGCCUGCAGCUGGCUCUCAUUCGCAGGCUAAUAUAAAUCAUCCUUCGGCAGUUGGAAUGGCGGCUGCCGCUGCUGCUUCUGGAUAUCCACAAUUUCAACCGCAGGUGCAGGGGACGAUGCACCCGGGGGCACAACCCGCGCCUGGACAUGGUGUGCCGGACUUCUCGUCCUGGGGGAUUGAUGGCGCGACGGCGCAGUUGGGGAUGCAGUUAGGACAGAAUGCAGUGAAUGUGGGCCAGCAGUACAUGCAGAAAAAUCUCGGCGGGAUAUUGCCCACAACACAACUGAAAUAUCAAUUCAACGUCUCCAACUCGUAUGUCAUCCGUAAACUCCGACUGCUCCUCUUCCCGUGGCGACAUCGUCCUUGGAAUCGAAAACUACGUCGGUCAGAACAAGGUCUUUCCGAGUUUCAGCCACCACGAGAUGAUAUAAAUUCGCCAGACCUCUACAUUCCUACAAUGGCUUUCGUCACAUAUAUUCUUCUCGCCGCUCUUCACUCCGGCCUGCAGUCCCGCUUCGACCCUGAAAUCCUCGGAAUCACAGCGUCCACUGCACUUCUCAUCAUGUUGCUCGACUUUUGCGUCCUGAAGGGCGGUUGUUAUCUGCUUGGAAUACAGAACACUGCGCCGGUGGUCGACGCAGUCGCAUAUGGUGGCUACAAGUUCGUUGGUGUGAUCUUGACCAUAAUCAUCGGCCUACUAAACCCAGGCCGGACAAUUUGGAGCGUGACAUUCCUCUACGCCUUCUUAGCAAACGCUUUCUUCCUCCUCCGCUCACUCCGUUCCGUCGUCCUCCCAGACGCAUCAGCCCCACCAGCCGUCGGCACCGUCUCACACGCCCAACGUUCCCGCAGAAUCACUUUCCUCUUCAUCGUCGCCGUCACGCAGAUAUUUUAUAUGGGACUUUUGGUCCGAGUGUAACCGACUAGUAUAGCUAUUUCUCCCGCCUCGGUACUUUUGAAAUACACUACUCUACAAGCUGUUGGCGCGUUGAACGCUUUAUAUAUAGGAGCGGGAGAGGAUGGGCUGGCGGCAUUAGUCCAAGGAGUAUGAA
Messenger RNA from Stereum hirsutum FP-91666 SS1, 1183 nucleotides. Its product is annotated as YIF1-domain-containing protein. The transcript is spliced from 5 exons. Lineage: Eukaryota; Fungi; Basidiomycota; Agaricomycetes; Russulales; Stereaceae. The record is from RefSeq and is a predicted model, not a curated record. Gene Ontology annotation, cellular component: endoplasmic reticulum membrane; COPII-coated ER to Golgi transport vesicle; endoplasmic reticulum-Golgi intermediate compartment. Gene Ontology annotation, biological process: endoplasmic reticulum to Golgi vesicle-mediated transport. The coding region runs from base 4 to 1050 and encodes 348 amino acids.